Messenger RNA from Trichoderma gamsii, 1581 nucleotides. RefSeq lists its product as hypothetical. Gene Ontology annotation, cellular component: intracellular membrane-bounded organelle; cytoplasm; membrane. Gene Ontology annotation, biological process: sphingosine biosynthetic process. The record is from RefSeq and is a predicted model, not a curated record. Bases 1 to 1581 code for a protein of 526 amino acids. The transcript is spliced from 3 exons. NCBI's taxonomy places the organism in Eukaryota, Fungi, Ascomycota, Sordariomycetes, Hypocreales, Hypocreaceae.
AUGCAGGACGCUGUACGACUCGCGAAUAUGGACGACGGAGGCAAGACGAUGGAUCAUUCGGCGGCAAUUGGCAUGCGUCUGAGUCUUGGGGGCAACAAGACGCUGACGAUUGGCGAGAAGGACCUUGUACUAUUCGAUACCGACGGCAGCAAACACAUUUCGUCAUCCGGCGGCAAACCGUCUGCCGGCAGGCAGCUCAUCGAAGACAUCUGCUGCCUCAACUGCUUCCCGAGCCGGAGCUCAGAGGGCAAGGGGAAGCACACGAUCCCUCUAUACAACGUUUUAUGGGCUGAGCUGCGCGGCAAUGCUCUGGUUAUCGAGUACGCCGCGCCUCGCAAGUCGUCGCUGAAGCUGCAAUGCUGGUCGUUUAACAUCCCGAGCUCUGAAGUUGAAGCCGACGGCCCGUCGCCUGAGCUGUUUGCAUCGGCGCUCAUCGCAGCCGCGUAUGGCGACGCGAAGCCGCGGAAACGAGCCUAUGUGCUCAUCAAUCCCAACUCGGGCCCUGGAGGAGCGCUGAAUAAGUGGAAUAAGUUUGUCAAGCCGCUGUUUGAAGCUUCGAAGAUGGAGCUGGAGGUGGUGACUCUGACGAGGGGCGGAGAGGCGACGGAGCUUUCGGAAAAGGCAGACAUCGAAAAAUACGACACUAUCAUGGCCUUAUCGGGCGAUGGAACUCCGUUCGAAAUCUUCAAUGGGCUCGGCCGACGGCCUGAUGCUGCGAGGGCGUUGGCCAAGAUUGCCGUUAGCCAUAUUCCUUGCGGAUCUGGAAAUGCGUUCUCGUUGAAUACCAAUGGAAGCAAUGAUGUUGGAAUAUCAGCCUUGGCGGUCAUCAAGGGCGUGGUCAUGCCUUUGGAUCUCGUGUCCAUCACCCAAGGCGAAAAGCGCACCCUUUCGUUCCUGUCGCAGUCUCUGGGAAUCAUCGCCGAGAGCGAUCUGGCGACGGAAAAUCUUCGAUGGAUGGGCAGUAAGCGUUUCGAGGUUGGCCUGGUGACGCGUGUUUUGAAGAAGAAGUGCUACCCCUUCGAUUUGUCGGUCAAGUCGGAGAUUGAAGGCAAAGAGAUGAUCAAACAGCACUACAAGAAAUAUGCUGUUGAUCCUAGUCUCUUGAGCGUGGAUGCUGAAGCAGAGGCGGGCGCAGAGGGCUUGCCUGAGCUCAAGUACGGGAAUGUCCGAGAUGAGAUUCCUGCAGACUGGGAGACUGCUUCAUAUGAUAAUAUUGGAACAUUUUAUGUUGGAAACAUGGCUUACAUGUCGUCCGACGCCAACUUCUUCCCUGCUGCUGUGCCUACUGACGGCUUCAUGGACAUGGUCCUGAUCAGAGCGGAUAUUUCGCCAAUGGCCGUCACCCAAGCGUUGCUUGCCGUCGAGUCUGGCAAAUUCUUUGACAAUCGCAACGUGACGUACAAGAAAAUCUCGGCAUACCGCAUCACGCCGCGGAACCAAGACGACGGCUACAUCAGCAUUGACGGAGAGCGCAUCCCGUUCGAGGCGUUCCAGGCCGAGAUCCACCGCGGCCUCGGGCGCGUCAUCUCGAAGAGGGGAGUGUAUGAGGCCGCGGGCCCCGCCGGAUGGGAGAAGGCAUAG